AUGGCAGAGGAAAGGGCAGCUGGUGCCAGGACCUCAGACCUUGAACCAGUACGAAAGCCACCCUUUCACUACACCAUUCAAUACACUGGCCGUACCUAUUCCUUCUCCGCCAAACCCUUACCACUCUUCAAUGCAACACGGCUCAACAUCCUGACUUACCCCCAACGCACCAGUGCCAACACCAUGACACCCGCCCUCCGUGACAGCCUCUCCAGCCCCCUAACCAUAUCCACAACCCACACCGCCGCUACCUUCCCCGUCACACCCCCCGUCCACCCAGACCUCUCCCGCCCCCGCCUCAAACAAAUAGCCCGCUGGAUCCGCGACGAACUCGACCUCCGCGUCGCCCGCGACGGCCCCGACGUCCUCCGCCCAGACGACGUGCUCACCCUCCACGAAACGCUCGUCGCCCUCCGCCUCGCCCAAAACAUCACCAUCUCCGUCCUGCGCGCAACCGGUAUCCACAAAGCCGUCCAAGACGUUGCGGGCGUGGCAACACGCUGGCCGAGUAGGUUGUGCGACGACUGCGACAAGAUUGUAGACAGUUGGACGGCGAAGUUUGGGCCGUUUAGCGAGAUUCAUCCGUUUUUGUAUGGGAGGGGGGGUCGGUUGGAGGGGAUUGCUAGUGUGAAUGAGUAUUCUAGGGAGGCGUUGCUGAAGCGCUGGGCGGAGACUUGUCCGGAGAAGAUUCAUCCGAAGAGGUCGCAUAAAUUGGGGGAUUUGGGGUUUGUGGCUGGGACGUGGUGGAUCAAUCCUCUGUUCGCACACCAUGCUGGUAUCAUUGGGCUUGAGGCAUGCGAUGGCGGGACGACGUACGACAAACACGGUGCAUAUGCUCUUCUACUCAAGGAUACGGGCGAGAUUGAAGCCUCGUCCGAAGAACGCUUUACCUAUCGUGUUCCGCAGAAUGACAAGGGUAAGUUCCGUCUUACCUCUGCUACACCCAAGAGUCGAGAUCCUGUGAGGGUACUUCGCAGCCACAGCAUCAACAGCGUCUGGGGACCAAAAGCAGGUGUGAGAUACGAAGGCCUGUACAGCGUCCGAGGCUGGUCCAUCAAGCAAGCCAAAAGCAGUAACCUUGCUGGUGGGCAAUGGAAAGAAGGCGAUAUCCUGUUCGACGUCCUGUUUGAGAGAACCGACUCAGUGCCCAUGGCGGUAGUCACCAAGCGACCCACCGCAACCGAAGUCGACGACUACGCCGAGUACAAGCGUCUCCGCAAGGUCAACCGCGACGGUAAACGCAAGUCACACAGCACCCUCCCCGUAGGCGCCAACAAAAGCGAUUUCUCAACCCCGCUCAAGACAGCACCUCCAGUCACACCCCACGUCGUCCCCAAACCCCUCCCCACAGACCCCCCAUCCAUCGAACCCCGCAAAGGCAUAUUCAAGCACCUCCACUUCGACGAAGAAGCCCACGUCCACGUCCUCGACAAAGAAGACGUCAUAUCCCCCAAAUCCGUCCCCGAAGCCGACCCCCUCACCACAACCGCUACAAUGGGCAAAAGCAACACGCUUCUCGUCCCCGCGAAACCCAACCGCACAAACACACACAGCAAAGCCGAUGUAUCCACGGUAGGCGGCGAACCGCGCAGACACGCCAGUCCCGCGGGUUCAAAUGCCAGCAGCGCUCACACCCACGCCUCAGCUACCACUUUCCCCGGCAUCAACAUCCGUGAAGUCGCACCGUGGAUCGACUACGACGCUGAUUUAUCUCUUCCUUCGCCACCGGAAGACUCGACGAUUGUGCACCAACUCUAUCGCUACGGACUCUAUCAAAACGAGUAUUUCAAGGGAUACGUUUGGUACGCCUGUGGAAGGGGAUACGUCGAGUCCGGGUGGUGGUUAUGGGAAUGGGAAUGGGAAUGGGAAUGGGAAUGGGAAUGGGAAUGGGAGUAUUGA
This is a messenger RNA of Alternaria novae-zelandiae, 1899 nucleotides long. RefSeq lists its product as uncharacterized. NCBI's taxonomy places the organism in Eukaryota, Fungi, Ascomycota, Dothideomycetes, Pleosporales, Pleosporaceae. The record is from RefSeq and is a predicted model, not a curated record. The coding region runs from base 1 to 1899 and encodes 632 amino acids. The transcript is spliced from 3 exons.